Messenger RNA from Lactuca virosa, 1601 nucleotides. The record is from the annotation of a GenBank genome assembly. Lineage: Eukaryota; Viridiplantae; Streptophyta; Magnoliopsida; Asterales; Asteraceae.
AUACGCUUAAAACCCUCGUACUGCAGUUCCUAAACCCACGAUCGGUUGAUUUUCUUGCAGCUUCCAUCUCCUCCGCAUUCUCGGCCGUCUCUACAACCGAACCUCCAUCAAGCCCUUAAAUUCUCUAUAAAUGGAAGAUGAAGUAGUCAUCGCUUCUUCAUCCAUCGAAGCCGGAAUCGGUUGCUGGGGCCUUCGUUCCGGUGCAGAACAUCUCCGCUACCGCUCAUGCGCCUCUCCUCCUCACGGCCUUGUAUCCGUCGCUGGACGCUUCCUUGCUUCCUCCCAGCUCCGUGAUUCUUCAUCAUCCUCUGGCUCCGUUCUCUUCUGGUCGUGGAACAAGCCUCAGGUAGAAGUUAAGAGUUUUCCAGCUGAAGCAAUCAAUCCUCUUGCUUGCAAUAGUGAUGGCACUUACAUAGUAGGAGGAGGAGUUUCUGGUCAUAUUUACUUGUGGGAGGUUGCAACAGGUAGAUUAUUGAAGAAAUGGCAUGGCCAUUAUAGGCCUGUUACUUGCUUGGUGUUUUCUAAUGAUCAAUCACUUUUGAUUUCUGGAUCCGAGGAUGGAACUGUUCGAGUCUGGUCACUUCUGAUGAUAUUUGAUGAGGAAGGACAACAGAGAGCAGGACAUCUGUAUGAGUACAGUUUCACUGGUCAUGCUUUACCUGUAACAGACAUUGUUACAGGCUAUGGAGGAUCCAAUGCAAUUAUCUUAUCUUCUUCUCUAGAUCGUACUUGCAAGGUAUGGAGCCUAGCUAGAGGGACAUUGUUGAGAAAUAUUGUGUUCCCUUCAAUAAUUGAUGCAGUUGCAUUAGAUCCAGGGGAACAUGUUUUUUAUGCUGGUGGGAGAGAUGGGAAAAUAUACAUUGCAGAACUCAAUGCUCAAACUACAUCCAACAAUAACAACAACAACAACUAUGGUUUGCAUAUCAUUGGCACAUUAUCUGAUCAAAGUAAGGCGAUAUGCUCUUUGGGUUUUGCAUUGGAUGGAUUUCAAUUGGUUGUUGGAUCAGAGGAUGGAAUGGUUCGUGUUUGGGACACUAAAACUCGUAAUAUCAUUCGUGUUUUUAAACAUGCGAAAGGUCCUGUUAACAAUAUUGUUGUUAUGCGACAACCAGCAGCGCUUUACCCUCGAACAGCAGGAAAUAAUAAUAAUCAAGGUCCAAUGGGAAGAAGACACGUGGCAUUACCACCUCCACUUGAGAAAUACUCUUCAAUAGAUGAACACUCAGAGCUUAAUGCAUUCAUCACUCCUCGAUCCAAUUCUUAUGAUGCCACCACCUACACCACUCUUCAAUCUAUGAACAACCAGAUUAAUGAGCUUCAGCAACAUGGUUCUUCUGGAGCUUCUGAAAUGGAACUGGAAAGACUAAAACUAGACUGCAAAAGAUCCAUGCAAAUGGUCCAACAAUGGAAGAAAAUGUAUCAAAAUUUGAAUCAAUUUUGUGUUGGUGAGCUCUUAAAUGGAGAAGGUGAUGAAACCAACUUGAUGCUCUAAAAAAUUUCAGCCUCUUCUUCUACUUAUGAUUUAAUACCUUCUUACCCGUAUUAUAUUUUUAUCAUGUUAUUCAAAAUUUUGUUGUGUUGAAGUUUUAUAUAUUUGAGAG